Molecule: messenger RNA, 3038 nt
Organism: Nerophis ophidion (straightnose pipefish)
Lineage: Eukaryota; Metazoa; Chordata; Actinopteri; Syngnathiformes; Syngnathidae
Gene: lrit3b
Product: leucine-rich repeat, immunoglobulin-like and transmembrane domains 3b
Exons: 5
Coding region: 91-1536 (481 amino acids)
Molecular function (GO): protein binding
Source: RefSeq, a predicted model, not a curated record
GGAUUCAGUUUCACGCCGCUUUGCAGAAGCAAACGCCGAGCGGACACGAAGGAGAGUAUGGAGACACGGAGGGGUUUGCCCGAGUGAAGGAUGUAUCUGCUGGCCCUGCUCUGCUUCCUGCAACACCCGGCUGUCCUCACCUCCUGCCCACCAUUGUGUGUCUGCACCCAUGGGAGCUCACAACUCAGGGGGGUGCACUGCAGCGACCCCAGGAUCUCAGCAGUUCCGGCCAACGUCCCAGCAGACACGGUCAAACUGCGCCUGGAACGGACUCCCAUCAGCAGGAUCCCGCGGGCGGCCUUCUACAACUUGUCAGAGCUGCUCUUCCUGUGGCUGACCUACAACUCCAUCUCGGCCGUCCAUCCCAGCAGCUUCCUCAACCUCAAGGUCCUGAGAGAGUUGCGUCUGGAUGGAAACCAGCUGGCGGCGUUCCCUUGGGAGGGACUCCGGGACAUGCCUGGUCUCCAGACCCUGGGUCUCCACAACAACCGACUGUCCAGCCUUCCGUCUCACGCUGCGCUCUUCCUCCCCAACAUCACCUACCUGGACCUGUCCAGCAACAGGUGUGGUGGCUCCUUACCAAGUCCUGACCUGUCUUGCCUUUCAGUCAACAGGUCUUCUCUCUUCAGGUUGACCACCUUGUCUGCGGAACUCUUGGAUCUUUGGUUCCCCUUCCCGGGUCAACAGAGCGGAUCAGUGCAAAGAAGAAUUCUGGGUCUCCAUGACAACCCAUGGUUGUGUGACUGCCAGAUCUCCUUGGUGGUGUCAUUGUCAAUGUCCCUGGGAACUCCCGUGGUUCUCAUGGACCAUCUGCUUACAUGCGGCAGAUCUCCGGGUCCGCUGCCUCGCUGCAUGAGACCCUCCGUCCAGCCCGUGGCCACCAGAGUCAUGUCUCCGCUGGGCAGCAACGUGAUCCUGCGUUGUGACGCCACCGGCUACCCCACCCCGACUUUGACCUGGGUCAAAACUUCAACCUACGUCGGUUGCUGUCAGCAGGACAUGGUUCGGAACAACGAAGAGCUGCCCAGGAAUCUGAAAAGUUGCAUGCAAGGAUCUCCUCGGGUUGGAGUCCGCUGGUCAGUAAUCAGCCUGGAUGCCUUGUCGUACCAGGAUGCGGGCGAAUAUCGUUGCCAAGCUCGGAACAUGGCAGGAGUAGCUGAAGCUCCCAUUAGGCUAAAGGUGGUGGGAGUCAUGCGGCUCCCCCGACUGCCAAAGAAGAAGUCCCAGAAGACGCCACCAAAGAAGUCCCAGAAGACUCCGCCAAUGAAGACGUCCCAGAAGACUCCACCAAAGUCAUCGUCCAGGAACAGACAGCUUAACAGGACGCCGAAUGCCUCUCCCACUCUUCUACUGAAGGACUACCAGGUACUACAAAUCGUUAGGUCACCUUUUCAAAGGAACUCCACAAAGCGUUCACCUGUUUCUGUUGACCAACUUCUCAAUGUAAACUUCAAGGGUCAAAAGAAAGUCACGAACAAGACCGCACCGGAGCUACCAGACAACACAACCGUUCUGACACCCAACAUGAACGUAUGACACGUCUGCGCAGGUCCUCAGUCAUCCGGGUCAUGGUCACCCGCAAAGGUUGAAACAGGGCGACUGGACUUCCAGACUUCAAACGUUGAACAGAAGUCUAUGUCGAGUUUGAAAUGUGGUUUUCAAACAAGAGUCGAGGAUCGCACUCAGGCUGUGACGCUACGUGUACCUCAACUCCCGAGCAAAAUGCGGAAAGCCUGAGAACGUAAUUCAAAACAUUCUUAUCUCAAAUCACUGAAAUCAACUUUAAUUUAAUCUGUGGUGGGCCGUCCCACAGCACCACCAUUUGAACAUGCAUCAUGUCACUUUUGCACUUGUUAUCAGUUGUGCACGCAUUCUUUGGAGGUUGCCCGCAAAACGCCCAAUAAUUGUACACGCAAUUUUUGUCGAGCACUUGUGAUCUGUCUCUUGGAUCAUACCCUGUCUGUCCGCAAAUGAACCAAACUCUGACCCUUGGACAGAAGUACGCACGUAACGGUGAGGACGCCGUGCUGUUACCGCCCUAGUUAUCUGCACCGUUACCCCCCUAGUUACCUCCAUCGUUACCCCCCUAGUUACCUCCAUCGUUCCCCCCCCCCCCCCUAGUUAACUCUACCGUUACUCCCCCCCCGUUACCUCCACUGUUAACCCCCUAGUUACCUCCACCAUUAAACCCCUUGUUACCUCUACUGUUACUCCCCUAGUUAACUCCACCGUUAACCCGGUUACCUCCACCGUUAACCCUGUUACCUCCACCGUUACCUCCACCAUUAACCCCCUAGUUACCUCCACUGUUACCCCUUAAUUAACUCCACCACUAACCCCCUAGUUACCUCCACCAUUACCCCCCUAGUUACUUUCACCAUUAACCCCCUAGUUACCUCCUCCAUUAACCCCCAGUUACCUCCAUCGUUACCCCCCUAGUUACCGCCACCUUUAACCCCUAGUUACCGCCACCUUUAACCCCCGAGUUACCUCCACCAUUAACCCCAGUUACCUCUACGGAUACUCCCCAAUUUACCUCUACCGUUACCCCCAAUUACAUCUACCGUUACCCCCUAGUUAACUCCACCGUUACUCCCCCUCGUUACCUCCACCGUUACCCCCAAGUUACCUCCACCAUUACCCCCCACCACCUCUCCCCGCUUCCUCCACCGUUCCCCCCCCAGUUUGUGCCAUCAUCUGUCAUCAGUUCACCACAUCUUCACUGCCUCCCCUGACAUAAUGUCUCACCCUUUAUGAAGUGGUCACUAAGGAGUGUGUUGUCAACGUGGAAGGGAAGGAACAAUUGGAAUGCACAGCGGUAUGUCGCCAGUCACACCUGGUAGCAAAGUGUGUGAACAAUCCACCAGAGGGGAAAAAUAAUGGGAACUCAGAACUUUCAGACCUCAGGAAGCCUUUCUGAAUAUUAGUCAAAAGUUUUCACUUACAAGGAGAAGUUUGUCUUAAUUUACCUUUCCUGAUUAUAAUCACCAAAGGAAAAAACAAUUUAAAUUGGAUCUGUAUACCAUGUGUGUAAUACA